Messenger RNA from Diplodia corticola, 1647 nucleotides. RefSeq lists its product as uncharacterized. Lineage: Eukaryota; Fungi; Ascomycota; Dothideomycetes; Botryosphaeriales; Botryosphaeriaceae. The record is from RefSeq and is a predicted model, not a curated record. The transcript has a single exon. The coding region runs from base 1 to 1647 and encodes 548 amino acids.
AUGGACCGCCACGAGCUCACCCUCCACCACUCGCACCGCGACGUGACCGUCCUCUGCGGCACGCGCCGCGCCGCCAUCUCCGCGCGCCUCAUGCGCGCCUACCUCCCCGCAGCCGUGCUCUCCUCCUCUGCCCUCCUCAACCGCCGCAACCAGCUCGACCUAGACGACCACAUCGCCGACUGCGCGCCCGUCCGCCACGGCAUGCUGCGGCCGGGCAAGAUGCAGCGCAUCUACUCGGAGCUCGUCGACAUCCUCGCCGACGCCAGCGAGACCACCACCGCCGCCAACAGCAGCAGCAACGCCGCCGCCGCAGAUGCCGUCUCGGCGGCCCUGACAGACGCCCUCGCCCGCGCGCAGCUCGAAGACCGCCGCACGGCUUCUGUUGCUGCUGCUGCUGCCGCCAGCAAGCCGGGAGCCACAACAACCGGGCACCAACGCUACCGCGGCAGCAGCGUGGUACCAGCUGUGCGGCACCCGCGCACGCUCUCCGCCUUCCUCGCCCUCGCCGACCUCUCCCGCACCUUCGGCUCGCGCCGCCUCGGCGCCGUGCUGACCGCGUUCUUCGCGCGGCACGGCGAGCGCGUCGUCGGCAGCGUCGCCGAUCCGUCGGACGACAUCGACUAUGGCGGCGACGACUACGACGACGACGACGACAUCGACGACGAUUGGUACGACUUCGACGACGUUGACGGCAGCGGGGACUUUGCCGGCUUCGAUAGUAGUAGCAGGUACGUCGUCGAUCGGCGCCGGCGACAUCGUGGCCGGGGACAGCCAGGUACCAGUGGGGAACAGCUGCUGGAGCACCCGCACGCCGUGCUGCUGUGGGCCUGGAGCCUGGCCGUCGCGCGCGUGGGCUCCGAGGCCGACCGCCGCGCCUGCCUGCGCGGCUUGGUGCGCGCGCGGCCGGACGUGUUGCUGAGUGGGCGCUAUGACGGCUUUGCUGCGGCGGCGCUGCCCGAGGGGGAUGCGGAGGAGGUGUGGGGGGCGGUGGAGAAGGCCAUGGAAUGGGGAGGAGGAGGUGGUGUGCGGCCGCCGUUGGGAUGGCGACAGCAGCAGCAACAGCAGCAACGUCGGCGGUUCGAUGGGUUUUUUGAGGGGGGCCGCGGGAGGGAUAGGGAGAGGGAUCUGCUGCAGGAGCGGAGAAGGGCGCUGUUGGACGAUGCGGCGGCGGCGGCAGCAGCAGCAGGGGGAGGCGGUGGCAUGUACAUGCACGAACACUGCGAGCGUCGCGUUGUAAGGUCUUCGGGUCUUGCCGGCGACGGUGGUGAUCAAAGGCCGCCGCCGCCGCCGCUGGGCCUGGAGACGUACAACCACCGCGGGCAUCGCUUCAUCGAUCCGGAUGACCGGAUUGCGUGGAGGCCUCGACCGCGUGGCUGCGGCGGUGUCGAUGGAGCCGGGCGGCUGAGAGGCGCGCUGGAUUCGAUCAGGACGGAUCAGCGCGAGCUGCGCCUGGAUAUGCAUGACGUGAAGGACGAGUUGGAUGAGCUCCUCGAGCAAGUAAGCAAACUCGGACGUCGAGACGGGACGAGGCCGCGAAAAGGUCGGACGGAUUGGCAGGAUAGGAAUAUCGUUGACUGCUGCUGCGAGCACUUGCCGGAAGAGCAUGAAUCUGAGUGGGUUUCGGAAUGGUGGGAUGAUUAUUAUUAA